Xenia sp. Carnegie-2017 is the source of this 1139-nucleotide messenger RNA. RefSeq names its product coactosin-like protein. Gene Ontology annotation, biological process: regulation of actin filament polymerization. Gene Ontology annotation, molecular function: actin filament binding. The coding region runs from base 83 to 574 and encodes 163 amino acids. Lineage: Eukaryota; Metazoa; Cnidaria; Anthozoa; Malacalcyonacea; Xeniidae. The transcript has 5 exons. Gene Ontology annotation, cellular component: site of polarized growth; cortical actin cytoskeleton; actin filament. The record is from RefSeq and is a predicted model, not a curated record.
AGUCACUUGGUUCAGUGUGACAGCUGCAUCGUUGACAGAGCGUAUAUUUCUAACACAGCAAGGAGCAAGGCUGUUGGCAAAAAUGACGAUCAGCGUAUCGCGUACAUUCGUGAUCUUAGUAUCAACCAUGACGAUUUUCUUCAAUUUUGUACAGAUACAAGGAUCGUCAAUGAAUCCAAUCAUCGAUUUCGAUGCUAUUCGUGCCGCUUACGAAGACGUGCGAAACGACGAUUCACCAACUGUGUGGGCCGCUUUCAAAUAUGAAGGUAAGCGCAUCGUGUACGCCGGUCACGGGAAUAACUAUGACGGAUUUCUUCGAUUUUGUACAGAUGACGCUCGCAUAUACGCGUACGUUCGAGUUGAAACUGGUGACGAAAUGAGCAGGCGAGCAAAAUUCGCUUUCAUAACAUGGAUUGGACCUGGUGUAUCUCCUUUGAAAAAGGCUAAAGUCAGCACAGAUAAAGCUUUCGUUAAGGAAGCCUGUCCGAAUUAUGAUAAGGAAAUUCUUGCUGACGAAAGGCCGGAGAUCGCACAGCGGAAAGUAAAAGCGGCCUUGGAGUUAGCGGGAAAAUGAGUUCCGAAAACUGAACAAAACUACAUUUUUUUGUUUUGUAAUGUGGCAUACCACCUAGGCAUUUUUUUGAAAAAAUUCCAAAAUCAAAUAAAAGGUGAAACGAUCUUAGCAAAUAUAAUAAAAUUCAUAUGAAAGUGCAGUUUGUACUCGAGCAAACGUCUUUUGUCGACGCGAAGAAUGGUGAGUGGGUGUGGUGGGGGUUUGUAAUGCUAUAUGAAUUUUUCAGUUUUCACUAACAAAUAUGUCUGGAAGGCUACCAUAAGGUAAGCCUGGUCCACUUAAGUAAAAUAAGCAUAAAGGACAAGAAUUUUGUUUCUUUCGCUUUAGUGGCUUAUUAAAACAUCUUUGAUAACUGAUUUUUUCCCCUUAUACUUUUGCUCAAGUCGAUGCGAGAUUGUACCCCGGACACUCUCUCCUCGUGCUCGGGAAGUUCAAAUGCGAGGACGCCUUCACUGUUCAAAUGGCAUGCGCCUUUUUGCAAGUAUUUUUACGAUUAAUGCAAAGUAGACCCACAUGUGCAUCUUUACUGAGAACUUUUAACGUCGAUUCAAAAUCAACAACAAAU